Nestor notabilis (Kea) is the source of this 468-nucleotide messenger RNA. RefSeq names its product chromosome unknown open reading frame, human C11orf87. Bases 1 to 468 code for a protein of 155 amino acids. NCBI's taxonomy places the organism in Eukaryota, Metazoa, Chordata, Aves, Psittaciformes, Psittacidae. The record is from RefSeq and is a predicted model, not a curated record. The transcript is spliced from 2 exons.
AUGAGUGCCAAGCUCUCCAAGGAGUUGAGGCUGUCGCUGCCACCUUGUCUCCUGAACAGGACAUCUGCCACCUUAAACAGCAGCAGCACCUGCAUCACGCAAGUGGGUCAACUCUUCCAGUCCUUCUCAUCCACCGUGGUUUUAAUUGUCCUGGUCACCCUCAUCUUCUGCCUGAUCCUCCUCUCCCUCACCACCUUCCACAUCCACAAGAGGAAGAUGAAGAAGCGGAAAAUGCAAAAGGCUCAGGAGGAGUAUGAACGGGACCACUGCACCCGCAGCAGCAAUAGCAGCAGCCGGCCCACUGGGACAGGAGAGGCACCCCAAGGAAGAGACAGCCGGCUGGGAAGACCCCCCCAGGACUCGGAGAUCCAGCGCCCCUCUCCCUCAGCAGCCCCAAGCUCUCAGCAAGCACGGGCUUGUUUGGACACAGCUGGUGCCGGGCUCCUGCAGACGGUGAUUUUGUCAUGA